Messenger RNA from Drosophila mojavensis, 2253 nucleotides. Its product is annotated as serine protease persephone. The transcript is spliced from 8 exons. Lineage: Eukaryota; Metazoa; Arthropoda; Insecta; Diptera; Drosophilidae. Gene Ontology annotation, molecular function: serine-type endopeptidase activity. The record is from RefSeq and is a predicted model, not a curated record. The coding region runs from base 371 to 2167 and encodes 598 amino acids. Gene Ontology annotation, biological process: proteolysis.
UGAUCUUGGCUUCAGUUGGCAAAGCGUCGCGUUGCUGUUAGGUCGUCGGCAGCUCCACGACUUAUCGAGUGUGCCGAAUGCCAUUGAAAUCGUUUCUGUAACACGCCUGCCACCGGUUUAUAUUUCAUUUUAGCUUCGACUGUCUGUGAGUGCUUUUUUUUUUGUUUUUUGUUUUUUUGUUGCCUUAUGCAAAGUGUUGGAAGAACUGAUUGCAAAGAAAGGAAAAUAAGCAACAUUUGACGUAAAGUCAACAACCGGAGUGAUUUGUUGCAGUUGCCUCAAUUUGUUGUUAUCAAAACCAUACGCUUUCAACUUGCGUGUGUCAAAGAUCAGCUCCCUUGCGGAUCGAUUGAGGAGCGUUCCGUUGAAGAUGGCGCUGGUGUCGCCCAGAAGAGUGAGCGCAAGUCGAAGUAGUAGCAUCAGCUUCAGUCUGCUGCUAUCUGGCCUCAUCCUGUGCGUUCUGCCACACCUGGAAGCACUCGAAGAGGGCGAUCCAUGUACGCUGAAGGGCAAUCUGGCGGGUGUCUGCCUGGGCUCCUCCAAAUGCGUGCCACGCAUCAAUAAGUACAUUGAAACGAAGAGAUUGACACCCAGCGAUAUACCCACUUGUGGCCUGAGCACCCGGGAGGAGAUCGUCUGUUGUCCAGUCGCCGAAUGCUGUGGAGAUGAUCAAAGCCCAAGUAGCAGCUCAGUGAAUGAAUUGCCAACACGAAAAUCGGACAACGCAGAGCACGCUUGGAACAAUGUGGGUCCGCCUAGCAGUGGCGAACUGACCACGUCAGGACGAUCCACGCCUAACACUGACAAUUCGAAUAUAUGGAAACCGAAACUGGAUCCCGAUUCGCCCUAUUUUGAUUUUAACCAAAUGAUGAGUGGCAAGCAAAAUCCACAGACACUGCCCGGGAAUAAGGCUGACGGUACAAUCAAUGAAAAUGUAGCAGGAGGAGGAUCUCAUCUUUUGAUCUCGCACAUGGGUGCAGAGAGUCUGCCAUUUCCUACAAGAGAUCCGCGACCAAUACAAAGCGCAUCUACUCCAGCUGCACAUAAUCAUAUACACUAUCCGCACCAAUGGCCUGCUCCCAGCAGAGAGCCAAGAAUCAUUAACAAACCGUUUUCGAUUGAAUAUCCAAGGAGGAUCAUGCCAUGGCCAAACCCAAGCCAUUCAAAUACUGCAACAGAUCAACAACCAACUUGGCAGCCUCUCCCAGAAUAUCCUGUGCCUUUUAAUGGAGUCCAAGUACCCCAGAGCAAUGGCAAUAAUGAAUGGAAUUGGCAAGGGACCACGACGAAAUCACCUCUUCAACCCGCUCCCUCACCACGAACUGAUGCACCGCGACCAGCAGUACAAGCUUGUCGGGCGAUUGAACAACGUCAACUGGUGUAUGGCUUAACCGAGCACAUCUUGGAUGGCAUUGAGGUGGACCCAGCCUACUAUCCGCAUAUGGCAGCAAUAGCGUUUAAUCAGUUUGGUAACAUUAUAUUUGGUUGUGGUGGCUCGCUGAUCUCAACGCGGCAUGUCCUGACGGCAGCUCAUUGCGUCAACGAUCAGGAUAAAACACCCGUUUUCGUGCGCCUUGGAACGGUGAAUAUUGAACACGUGAGCGAACACCGUCAGGACAUUAACAUAACGGACAACAUCAGAAUACAUCCGGAUUAUGUUAGCACCAGCAAGUACAAUGACAUCGCCAUACUGGAGCUGGCCGAGGAGGUCAGGCUGACCAAUUAUACAUAUCCGGCGUGCCUGGAAACGGAGCUAUUCGAUCCGCCAUCGAACGCGAGUAUCUAUGUAGCCGGCUGGGGCAUAAUGAAUACGACCACUCGUCGCACUUCGAAAAUAUUGCUGCGUGCCCCACUCACCGUGGUGCCGCUGGCCCAGUGCAACGACAGCUUUGCCGCGCAGCCGCUCAGCCAUCGAUAUCUGGAGAAGGGCAUCAUCGAUUCGCUGCUGUGUGCGGCGGACUUAAUAAAGGGCACGAAGGAUGCCUGCCAGGGCGACUCCGGUGGCCCCUUGGUGCUGGAGCGCGACAAAGAGAACAAUAAAUACAGCGUAAUGGGUGUCAUAUCGUCGGGCUUUGGCUGUGCCACAACCACGCCGGGCCUGUACACGCGUGUUGCAUCCUAUUUGGAUUUCAUCGAGGGCAUUGUAUGGCCAAAUGGGUUUGUAUGACAGUACUGAUAUUAAUGGAUCCUCAAUGUGUGUAUAACAAUAAAUUCUAAGUAUAUCGAUUUUAAAUACAAAGCUUAUAUAAUUUA